UAAAAACACUUACUCCGUAUUUGCCGGCUAUUUCUUCGACUGUCGGCGGGAUAAUCAUGCCGGAAGUAGUGCCGACUGCAUUCAUGAUACCGUAAAGGAAACCGGCAAAAUUUGGUGCAAGAUCCUGGUUGUUGGAUAGAUUCGAGAUAAGAGCAGCGCCGUUGAAACCCAACGCAAAGAACAGAAAGACAUUUGCAAGCACGAAAUCACAGCCAACGUAGCCAACCAGUACCAGGAAGAUACCAGGAAUAAAAUGCGCUGGAAAUUAUACUGUCACCCGCCCAGCUGAAGAAGAAUCCAAAAAGCAUCCUAGCACCCCAUGGAGCACCAGCCACGGCACCGCCCUUCGUUAAUUUGAAACCCAAGGCUUUCGUCAAGUACAACAUUAGCGAGUUUUGGUAGAAGAAUAACAAGAAGAGAUUCCCAAAGUGACAUAUGACCAGACUGAUAAACGGCACCGAUGUUAAUAUCUGCCGCAGCGGUGUUUGCUUCCACGUGGGUUUUUCUGCGCGCACUAUUCCCGCUUGCGCUCUACAAAAACUAAUACCCGGAUGCUCGGCGGGUGAAUCGUAGGCGAACAUUGCCCACACGCAAACCCACACCAACAUCAGUAGGGACGGUAUGUACCAGCCACACUCCCAGUUUAUGUUCUCCGCGAUGCCGGCUAUCAUGGGAUAUGUGAGGAUAGUGCCGAAAGUGCCACCGAGGAGGGACCAAAUGAAGCGUGCCCGCUCGUGCGGCGGUGCCCAUUUAGCUACCAUGGUGUGGCACGCGGGGAAAAUGACACCACCAGUGAUCCCGAUGAUGAUCCGCGAGAUCAUUAAUAAUCCCCAAUGCCACUGUGCAAUGAGCGGGCUCACCAGCGAUAUCAGCGCGGCCAGAAGCGACGUCCAAAGGACCGCGUGUCGCGGUCCAUAUCUCAAGGCUAACCAGCCGCCGAUGAAGUUGCCAGGGUUUAACUUAUGUCUUCGGCAUCAUGGGACAUCCUGUAAUUGAUCUGGCUCUGAGCAUGCAAGCUGUUGGUUUACAAUAUCUGGGUUUUCGGAAUGAGCAAGCCGCUUGUUAUGCCGCCCAGGCUUAUGGAUAUUUAACGAGAAAACCCGCAAUAGUGUUAUGCGUCUCCGGUCCGGGAUUGCUACAUGUUAUUGGUGGUAUGGCAAAUGCACAAAUAAAUUAUUGGCCUGUGCUCGUAUUAGGCGGAUCUUGUCCGGAGGAUCACGAGGGGAUCGGCGGAUUUCAAGAAUGGCCUCAGGUCGAGGCGAGCAGACCUUACUGUAAAUAUGCCGCAAGACCACCAUCGGCCGCACUAAUACCAAUGCAUGUUGAAAAAGCUGUGCGGUUCGCUACUUACGGCAGACCAGGUGCUGUUUAUCUCGAUUUACCCGCUACAUUAUUAACGCAAAGUGCAGAUGAAAACAAAAUAUUUAAGGCUUUACCUUGCUUGCCACCGCCGUUAAUCUACCCUGAUGCGAAAUUAAUCGAGCGAGCGGCGAAUUUAUUGAUAAGAGCGAAGAAGCCUUUGGUGAUAGUCGGUAAAGGUGCAGCUUACGGUCGAGCUGAAGAUCCAGUGAGAGAAUUUAUCUAUUCGACGAAUGUACCCUUUUUGCCAACACCGAUGGGAAAAGGUGUUGUACCAGAUACGGAUGAGCGUUGUGUUUCCAGCGCGCGGACAUCUGCCUUGCUACAAUCCGAUGUGAUUUUAUUGUUAGGCGCAAGAUUAAAUUGGAUGUUGCACUUUGGACGACCACCUAGAUUUCAAAGCGACGUUAAAAUCAUACAGAUCGAUUUGUGCGCCGAAGAGCUGCACAAUUCGGUGCCUUCCGCCGUCGCGAUACAAUCGGACAUUGCGCCCGCAACGGAAUAUUUGUUGAACGUGUUGAAAAGUCGAAAAUGGCACGUCGACCGAAACGAUUCGUGGUGGAAGGACCUUGCGGCGAAAACUGAGAAGAAUAAGCAAUUAGUUCACCACAUGUCAUUGGAUACAAGUGUGCCUCUGAAUUAUUAUACCGUUUUUAAACAUAUUCAAGAUGUCAUACCGAACGAUUGUAUCAUUUGUUCCGAAGGAGCUAAUACAAUGGACAUCGGACGAACUAUUCUCUUAAACGAUUUACCUCGCCAUAGAUUGGACGCCGGAACAUUCGGUACUAUGGGUGUAGGACUUGGAUUUGCAAUCGCGGCUGCCCUUUAUUGUAAAGACAAUGCACCAAAAAAGAGAGUGAUCUGUGUGGAAGGGGACAGCGCUUUCGGAUUCUCCGGAAUGGAAAUUGAGACUAUGUUUCGAUAUAAAUUACCGGUGAUUAUUAUAAUCGUAAAUAAUAACGGUAUAUACGGUGGUUUCGAUAGCGAAACUUUCAGACAGUUGCAGGCAUCUGGAGAUCCUACGCAAGUGACGCCUCCAUAUUCUUUAACAUCUGAAACUCAUUAUGAGAAAAUGAUGGAAAUGUUUGGUAAGAAAGGAUAUUUUUGCACUACUGUGGAACAAAUUCAGCAAGCACUAAAGCUAACCCUCAAGGUAAAAGACAGUCCUAGUCUAAUAAACAUUAUGAUCAACCCGCAAGCAGAUCGCAAGCAACAAGAAUUCAGUUGGUUAACAGAAUCAAAAUUAUAAGAUUGCAAAAUAUGUUAUUAGAUAAUUACCAUAUUUACUAUACUACUCACUCUCUUUUUGAAGAAUUACAUUUAUAGGUUACUUAUUGAUAUGGUUAAAAAUAACGAGUGCAGGAUUUUUUGGGGCUAUAAAUUCUGUGCAUUGGAACCAUAUUUUUUAGAUAUUGUACUUUUUACAAUUCAAAAAUGCGAAGCUUCUCAAACAAUUAGUCUGUAAUAAAAGACUAAUCACACACACAAGAUAUCUGACAUCUUAGUUUGAUAUAAUGAUAAAAAGAUAUAAUGUUUAGAAGAUAUGUAAUUAUAGUGCAAAGAAUUUAAUAGAGUUCCAUAUGGUUCGUCAGUUAUAUAUAAAUACAAGAACAAUUAAUUAAUAUUAUUAAGUAAAAUAA
Messenger RNA from Nylanderia fulva, 2999 nucleotides. It is a transcript of the gene Hacl, whose product is annotated as 2-hydroxyacyl-CoA lyase. Gene Ontology annotation, biological process: fatty acid alpha-oxidation. The record is from RefSeq and is a predicted model, not a curated record. Gene Ontology annotation, molecular function: thiamine pyrophosphate binding; magnesium ion binding; catalytic activity. Gene Ontology annotation, cellular component: peroxisome. NCBI's taxonomy places the organism in Eukaryota, Metazoa, Arthropoda, Insecta, Hymenoptera, Formicidae.